UUGAUUCGCGUUCGUUCACGAGAAGGUACCUUUCGCAUCGACGUUGAACCAGACGACAAGCUUUCAGUUCUCGGAACAAAGAUCGCAAAACAAUUAAACCUUCCCGAUUACUCUUCCAUUUAUAUUUCAGACAACCCCCAAAAUGUUCAAAUUAGAAUAAAGGAUAAUUUAGAACAUGCUAUUAGCGAACUUGGAGUCAGUCAUGGUGCUCUUAUUUACGCCACAUUUGAAGAGACUUCGGAUAUUCAGGAUGACAAAAUGGUAACGGACAAUUCUUCAGCGCAAAUUAACGUCAAACAAGAUCCAGUCGAUGAUUUUCUAGAGAAACAGGAUGGAUUAAUAAAACGUGAGAGAGAUCCGAAAUUUUGUAAACACGCUGCAAAGGGAAUGUGCGAUUAUUGCAUGCCUUUAGAGCCUUAUGAUGUCAACUAUCUCGCGGAAAAUAAAAUAAAACAUACAUCUUUUCAUGCUUACUUGCGUAAGAUUAAUAAGCAAAAUAAGCAAAACACCAAAUUUAUUCCGCCAUUAGAAGAACCUGAUUUUCGCGUAAAAACAAAUUGCUCUGGUGGUCAUGCGCCAUGGCCAGAAGGCAUCUGCACAAAGUGUCAACCGGGUGCUGUGACCUUACAACUUCAACAAUAUCGUAUGGUAGAUCAUGUGGAAUUUUCUGUGUCCAGUUUGAUUAACAAUUUUAUUCAUUUUUGGCGAUCGACUGGCACCCAACGUUUUGGUUAUUUAUAUGGGCGAUACGAGCCAUACCCAGAUGUUCCGUUAGGCGUCAAGGCGGUGGUCGAGGCCAUAUAUGAACCUCCACAAGAGGAUGAAACAGAUGGGAUAACACUUACCCUUCCAUGGAACGAAGAACAAAUGGUUGAUGAGGUCGCUGCUAGUUGUGGAUUAAUCAAGGUUGGAAUGAUUUAUACCGAUCUAACUGACGACGGAACAGGUUUAGGAAAAGUAAUAUGCAAGAGGCAUAUCGAUUCGUAUUUUCUCUCUUCCCAGGAGUGUUGUUUUUCCGCAGCCAUGCAAAACAAAAAUCAAACGACAUCCAAGUGGAGUGCCUCAGGCAAAUUUGAUAGUAGGUUUGUUACUUGUGUGGUGACUGGUAACGAGGACGGGGACAUUGAUGUUGCGGCAUAUCAAGUCUCAAACACGUGUAUGGCCAUGGUAUCCGCAGAUAUAAUCGAACCAAGUGUAGAUCCAGGCGUGGUACGAGUUAAGGAAAGCACAUCGGAAAGAUAUGUUCCUGAAGUGUUUUAUAGAUACAAAAACAAGUACGGCGUGAAUGUGCAGGAGAGUGCGAAACCCUGUUUUCCGGUGGAAUACCUGUUAGUAAAUGUGACGCACGGUUUCCCACUCAAUCCAAAUCCAUUGUUCGUUUCGCCUACAAGUUUUCCUGUAGAAAACCGGGAUGGGGUGGAGACUCAAAGCUUGAAGAAUUUAUAUAAACACCUUGGGCUCGCAAAUAGUGGCGACGUUCAUGUUAAUUCAGUAUCAGAUUUCCAUCUAUUAACAUUCGUGAAAGGAACUAACGUGUUGGACAUGAACGAUUUUGCGGCACUCGCAAGACUCGCAACAUCACAUGAAGAAAAAGAUGCCCUUCAGUUAUCACAGAGUGCUGGAUGGCAAACGUUGGUGGCUAUUAUGAAGAGCGAAAAUGCGAACCUACCUAAUGGGAAUAAUGGAGGGGGCUCACUUAACAAUAUUGCACAUUCACCAACACCCGCGUGGCAGUAA
Messenger RNA from Acaulospora morrowiae, 1737 nucleotides. The record is from the annotation of a GenBank genome assembly. NCBI's taxonomy places the organism in Eukaryota, Fungi, Glomeromycota, Glomeromycetes, Diversisporales, Acaulosporaceae.